AUGCAGAGGUUUUUCCCGCAGUACCUUCCUCCAGCGCCAUCGUACACUGCACCGGCUCAAGCGCACCCCGGCAAAACGCAAUGCUGCAAUCAAGCGUUCGAUGCUCAUGUGAAGCAGUUACCUUUGAAACUAUAUUCAUCCAGGCACGGCAUGGUAGAAGUAUGCUGCAUUGAAAGGCACUACUCAAAAUGUGGGACGUUCUACAUGGGGCGCUGGUCUUACCAACGGAGUUCGGCAGAUCUAGGUGACAUCAGAAAGUUGUGUCUUACGCCAGAGGGAUGUCCAGAACCGUACUUCGUUGGUUUCUCUUCCGCUCAUGGAAGGCACUGCGUCGGCCUGGCAGCGGAGGACAUGCGCCGAGUGCGCCCUGUGCUGCAUCAUGCGCGAGGGUCCUUCACAACAGUAGCGGAAAUGCUGAUAGAGGAGAGCGGGUGA
Molecule: messenger RNA, 435 nt
Organism: Prorocentrum cordatum
Lineage: Eukaryota; Dinophyceae; Prorocentrales; Prorocentraceae
Source: the annotation of a GenBank genome assembly